UGGAUGCGUGUGCGCGCAGACGGAGGAUCGCCGAGCCGAGCCGUACCGUGCAGCAGGCACAAGCCGCUAGGCGCGCAGGAGAAGCCGCAAAAAAUUACAGCAGCCGCUACUUGAAACUGCGAGGAGAGACAGAGGGAGCGUCGGAACUUCAGUGUCCACGAAGCCAGAGAUCCAAAAUGGGAGGCAAGCUCAGCAAAAAGAAGAAGGGAUACAAUGUAAACGAUGAGAAGGCCAAAGACAAGGAUGCCAAAGCAGAGGGGGCCUCUGCUGAGGAGAGCGAAGCACCGAAGGACAACAAAGAUGAGGCCCAGGCUGCCACUGAUGCUAAGGAGGUAGCGAACGACACAGCGGCCAAGGAGGCGCCGGCGGCAGACGCCGCAGCGCCCAAGGAGGAGGAGAAGAAUGCGGCUCCCGCCGCAAAGGAGCCCGAGAAACCUGCCGCCAACGCUGAGCCGAAAACGGAUGCGCCCAAGAGCGCAGAGCCCGCCAAGGCCGAGGAGAAACCAGCUGCCCCCGCCCCGGCCAAAGAGUCCGCCCCUGCCGCCAAGGAACCCGAGGCCAAGGCCGCGGCGCCCGCCCCGGCGGCCGAGAGCAAAGAUGAGGCCGACGCCAAAAAGACUGAGGCCCCCGCGGCACCAGCAGCCAAAGCAGAGGCGGCCCCUGCUGCCUCCCCUGACCCCAAGCCCACAGAGGCAGCGGCGGCGGCGGCUCCAGCACCAGCAAAGGAGGCCGCUGCUGCACCUAGUUCAACACCAGCCGCCGAACCUCCCGCCAAGGAGGCGAACGCCACAGAGGCACCAAGCAAGGAUCAAACCGUAGCAGUUCAAGAUUAAUGGACAGCUUCUUUUCGGAAAUGAAAAAAAUAAAGUACCUAAUUCAACGACGAAGAAGAUAAAAAAAUGAAAAUGAAAUUAACUAGCCCACCCAUAUUAUGAUAAUAACAAUAAUAAUAAUAAUUGUAAUGAUGAUGAUUUGUUGAAUGAGGAGGACUGGAGCAACCACCUGGAGAAGUUUCCCACCGCUGCAGAUGAUUAUUGCUAUUAUUAUUGUUAUGUUUUAUUCUAUUUUUUUCUGCUGUAGUAUUUGAACUUUGAUACGAGUCUGUGUCGGCCAUUCGCUUCACCAUUCCACACCCAUCAUCCCUCUCCCUCAUAUGGUCAUGAGGUUAAACCUGACUCCCAUCUGGGCCCACAGAGGGCCCGCACUCAUACACUCACCUGCACCCCUCUGCUCUGUGGAUGUCACUAGAUCUAAAUUUGGGGAAAUGGUUCUGAGGGAAGGAGGUGGAGGGUUUAACAAAUCACUUUUACCAGCUGGACCUCCACUGAACCCAUCCACCCCUCAGCCCCCCCCCCCCCCCUCCCCCUCCACUCAUCCUCCUCCUCAGAGUGUCGUGUUGUCGGCUUUGGCCUGGUACCUCUAGCUUUCUGGUGCCGUGGAGUUGUGGUAGUGUCCUUUUUCUUUUUUAACCCAUCUUCCCCCACCCCCAGCUUUUUUGGUGUUGUUGGGUUGUGUUGCCGCCCAUUUUCCUCUUGGGGUUAAACACCACUCUACAAAAGGAGGAGGUUAAGUUUAUCGUGAGGACUGAGGAUGUUCAGGCUUUCUAGGACAUUCUGGAGGCGGGCUUUGCAGAGUGAAACACAUUCUUAGACAUAAAACAGUCAUAGGAAUUUUUCAGAUAAGGUUCUAGAUUUUGUACUGAAACCCUUAGGUAUAUUAUAAGUGAACUAAGUGGUUUUUUAACAUUUGUAAUAUGCUUAUAAAAAUCUGCAAAGCCGCGCUGAAAAGACGUCCACGAUGUUCUUAGAAAGACAGAAAUCUCUGAUCCUAACUUCCAAAUCUGAAGAAAAAUUCUCACAGAUGAUAUGAUUUGUUUUUGAAAGACAUCACCGCUGACCUGGGUGAAACGGGCUUCGCAGUCAUGACACAGAGAUAGUUUGAGCUUGCUUAGAAGACCAAAAAGGUGACGUUUACUCCUUCAACAAAAAAACACAAGAAAAGAUGUACUUACGUCCUGCAUUCGAUUUAAAUCAAGGAUUAACAGCAACAUAUAUUUAUAUAUUUAAAUCAGCCCCAAAAUGCCAAUUUGGAAUUGAAUUUGAGAAAUAGUAAUAAUUAAUAGAAAUUUGAAAUAAUGAAAUUAUCAGAAUGAUUUGGAGAUUUUUUUGUUUCCAGAUGAGUUUACGCAUCAUAUGCUCAUAUAUAGAAAAAUUCUGCAACCUUUUUCUAUAUGUUUUGAGCAACAACUCCUCCAACCUGAACAACCACACAGGUUGUUUUUUCAUCCCUCUGAUACGAUUCAUAGGAGUGUCUCCUGAAAUAGCGCCCCUACGGCGGCAAGCGUACCGGACCUUGGUUGUCAUGGUUACAAUAAUAAACACACAGACUUGUACUUGAGAGCGUUGCACCUACCUUCAUCGCCACGGUUACUAUAAUAACGGUCAUGGUUUGGUUCGGUUUAGGGAAAAGAUCGUGAUUUGGGUUGAAAUAAGUUCUUCCUCAACUUCCUUUAUCUCUGAAAGAUCAUCACACUUUUCCCUCAUUAUUACUACGACCACUAGAUGUCGCCUAGCGACAAAACGUAACUAACCCAUAGUUACGUUUUGUAAUAACCUAAUGCGCAGACGACCUAUGAGCUUGUUUUUUUUUUUACAGGAUGUGAUAAAUCUAAUCAAACUAUUUUAAUAGAACAUUUGUUAUUGACGCUGUCCUGUGGAGUGAACUUCACCAGUUUGGUGUCUAAGCAGGUGGAAUCAGCCCAGACGAGAUGAUUUGCAGGCGGUGUUUGACCCGGGUCUGUUUCAGUGGGACUCUCAAGUUUUUAGCAGCCUGAUCCCUCUCAGGACAGGACACCACCCCAUCUACUUUGGUCCAUGUUUCUGUGGCAAACGUACGCCAUGCUCUCAUUGUGGGAUGGAAAAGCCUUGCACAUGAAAGGGAGGGCCUCUGAUUUUGUCAUUUUCCAUGCCUAAUGCAUUUUCGUUUGCUUUUCAGGAAUAUAUAUGACAUAUGUACGUAUAUGCAGCGGUGGAAGAAAAAGGAAAGAAAGAAAGAAAGAAAGAAAGGAAUGGGAUCUUUAGAAACAAGGAAAGAGGGAAGGAGAGAAGGAAAAAAGAAGUAAACAAGAAAGGAAAGGAAAUAAGGGAAGACUGAAGGACAGGAAACAACAGUGAUAUUUUAUGAUCUUAUCUUGUGAUGAAUGGACAAUCUGAAUUUGAAAGAGUUUGACACUAAAAAGUGGAGUAAGGUAGCAGCAACUACAGAGCUUUAGUGACUGUACUUUCAUACCUUCCACAUCUGCAUACAUGUAGGUAUAUGUCUAUAUAUUUACUCAUCUCAGCCAUCAUACAUCUGCCAGCUUUUCAGUUUGGUCCAGGUGACACACAGCGUUUCCCUCCCAGCACUUGUCAAACUGUAGCAGAAACAAACACUCGAGGGGGGGGGCGGGCGUCGUGUGUCACUUGGUUUUGGUUUUUUCUUCCUCUCUUGACUCAGUAAAUUGCAUGUCCGUGGUUGGGUGAACCUGUAGUCCUGUCUUUUUGGUCAAGUGGAAAAAAAAAUAAAAAAAAUGAUUUCUCAGUCUGCAUCCAUGGCAACUACAGUUGAUAUUUUCAUCCCAUGUUUUCACCACUGCUAUUUCCACACCACACGUUCAUUCAAACUAACAAAAAGAUGAUAUGGAAAUUGAUGCAUUCAAAAUUAUAUGUACUUGUAUAAAUGGUGCAACAGUAAUAAAAUGUAAGAAAUUGACUGAAACUUGA
This is a messenger RNA of Seriola aureovittata, 3761 nucleotides long. RefSeq names its product brain abundant, membrane attached signal protein 1 (gene basp1). Lineage: Eukaryota; Metazoa; Chordata; Actinopteri; Carangiformes; Carangidae. The transcript is spliced from 2 exons. Bases 177 to 833 code for a protein of 218 amino acids. The record is from RefSeq and is a predicted model, not a curated record.